UUAUUGAUAAUAAUAAUUACGUUGACAUGCGCAUUUCUACUUGAGGGGGCUAAUUUUCCCCGCAGCCCGAAAGAAUUCGCUGAAGAAGGAGAGGAAAAUUGUUUGCAACUCUUUUCGCUCCUGAUGGUUGCACCAUGUCGAGGCGUAAGCAAGCCAAACCGCAGCACAUCGACUCCGACGAGCCUGCCUCGAUAGGAAAUGGGAUUCUUCGCGACGAUCAAGCGGAGGAGGCUGGAAAUGAAAUGAAGAGGUUCCGAAUGGACGAGACCAAGAUCUGCAACAAGUGCUGUGCCGAGUUCUUUGAUGAAGCAGAGUUUCUUGAGCAUGAGAAAAAUUGCACUAAAAGUCAGAAAGUGGUCAUCAUGAAAGAAGGAGAUGGCAACGAAGUGCCUGAGGAAUAUUCACAAGGCUCUCCUGAUGGCCUCAUGAGUGACCACGAUGACAGCCAGUCCAGCAGUCAUUCGCUAUCAAAUGUCAAUGCAGAGGAAGACUCCAGCAUGAACACAGAGGACAUGGGCCAACAUGAUCAGGAUGAGAGCCCUGAGAUGACUUUUCAUCCCUUAUCCAAACUCCAAGAUUCAAAUGUCACACUUGAAGCCAUGGCAGACACUAAAGUGGCAGUCUCCCAACAUUCUUCAAAUAAUAAAAAAUCUCUGACCUCAUCACAGGAAACCAUGCUGGCCAUCCCAAUGAUCUUGGAACAGUUGGUGUGCCUCCAGCAACAGCAACUACAGCAAAUCCAGCUCACAGAACAGAUCAGAAUCCAAGUAGCCAUGAUGACUCCACAGGGUCUCCAGUCAUCGGUAGGGGCUGUAAUGGACCCUCUGAAAGCUCUUGGUGCACAUCUCUCCCAACAGCUGUCUGCUGCAGCAGCACUGAUCGGAAAAAGGACUGGCAGUGAGAACCUUUCUAUAGAGACGAUGAAGCAAGGUAAACUACCUCUCCCCAGUGGCAUCCCUGCUUCUCUACCUGGAGGACUAGGUUCAAUUACUUCUAAAACUGACAUUUUGAAGGGUAUUCCGGAUCUGGCCAGCCGUUUACCAGCACUCCUGCCACAGUCACCAGGCAUCAUGGGUUUCCCUGGCACGUUCAAUGGUAUCCAAGCAGGGAUUGAGUCCUCCAAAAAAGUGAAGUCGAAGAUGCUGUCUCUUCCACCAGAGACAAAGAAUGGUGACUCAUUGUGCAAGCACAAGUGUAAGUACUGUGGAAAGACCUUUGGCAAUGACAGUGCUCUCCAGAUUCACUUGCGUUCUCACACUGGCGAGAGGCCCUUCAAGUGUAACAUUUGUGGAAAUCGCUUCACAACCAAAGGAAACCUCAAAGUGCAUUUCCAGAGGCAUAGAGACAAGUACCCCAACAUCACCAUGAACCCACAUCCUGUGCCAGAGCACCUUGACAAUAUUCCCACCAGCAGUGGCAUUCCCUUCGGCAUGUCGGUGCCCUUUGACGAGUCAAAUAUGACUGAAAUUAAGCCAUUGUUGAGUCAUCCUGCUGCUGGGUUCCACCCAUCAUCCAUGCCAGGAUUGAAAUCAUUUGACACCUUUGCAGAAAGCCCAUUUUCCCAGAGACCCUCCCCAUCAACAAGUGACAGCUCUCCAUCUGUUUCCUUGAAUGUGUUUGGUCAGGAGACUGGACCGGAUCCGACUCCGAAGGAUGCUAAAGAACAGCUUGGGGCUCUGCAUCAUAUGAAUGGUAGCGCCCACCCAGGAGAACAAAGCUCUGGUACUGCAAAACUUCAGCAAAUGGUUGAUGGCCUGGAUAAGAAAACCAACGACCCUAAUGAGUGUGUAAUCUGCCAUAGGGUGCUCAGUUGCCAGAGCUCUCUCAAAAUGCAUUAUCGCACACACACCGGUGAGAGGCCCUACAAGUGCAAAAUCUGUGGCCGUGCAUUCUCCACCAAGGGUAAUCUCAAGGCCCAUUAUGGGGUGCACAGGGCCAACACUCCUCUUAAAAUGCAGCACUCAUGUCCCAUCUGUCAGAAAAAGUUCACAAACGCUGUGGUCCUGCAGCAACACAUACGCAUGCACAUGGGUGGACAGAUCCCCAACACCCCGAUGCCAGAAAACCAGUUUGAAGCAGCAGAAGCAAUGGAGUCAUCUCUACCAGAGGACGCACCUGUUAAUACCAGUGGUUUUGAAGGAAGCAUGGAGGAAACCAAGCCAGAGCUGAACUCCCACAAGCCAAACGAGACCUCAGAAUCCCUCCCACCUCCUCCUGAGGAACAACCACAGCAGCACGUUGCCCCUGCUAUGUUUUCCAGCCUUGAUGUUUUGAAGAAUCUCACCUCUGCUCUUGCACUGAAACGACAGAGUAGCACCGCAUCGGAAAGCGAGGGAAUAUCCAAAGAAUCCCCAUCAGCUCCUAGAGAGCAGGAGUAUCAGAAUGGUCGUAGUCCUGCCAUUUCUGACUCCACCAUGUCCUUUAACUCCUCGUCGCCAGUGAACAACACGGGUAGUUGCAAGUCCCCUGAGUCAGCUGCUGAUGAGUAUUCCCGCAGUGUGUCAAAACCAGAAUCCGAUGGUAGUGCUCAAGGUGGCACAGAGUCCGGUGGAGCCCUCGACCUCACAGCAUCCAGCAGCUUCACCCCCAAAGCAAUUAAAGAGGAACCCGGUAUUCCCUUCACAAACGGAGACUAUGCUCCUAGUCACAUGCCUUUCAUGAGGAUGCCAUCAAGUCUGGCCAGUCUGGAGAUGAAGAUUCCUCCGGAGAAUCCUUUGGGCCAUCAUGGUUUGUUCAGCUCCCACAUGCCUCAGGGAACAGCCAUGCCCUCCAUCUCAGCGGCACCGCGACGAUCAAGCAAACAGCACGUAUGCCAUACCUGUUGCAAGAACUUCUCAUCUGCCAGCGCCUUGCAGAUCCACGAGCGCACUCACACGGGGGAGAAACCUUUUGCCUGCAACAUCUGUGGCAGGGCCUUCACCACAAAGGGAAAUCUAAAGGUGCAUAUUGGCACUCACAUGUGGAACAACUCGUCACGGCGCGGCCAGCGUCUGUCUCUGGAUAACCCCAUGGCGCUGAUGGCAAUGAGCUCCGAGGCAAAGAUGUUGCCAGAAAUUAUGCAGGCCCCCAAAGAACUGGCUGCUCCACAAAUGAACUUUGACCCAUCUCUGUGGAACCAGUACGCUGCUGCCUUCAGUGGUGGCCUGACCAUGAAGACCAAUGAAAUAUCGGUCAUCCAGGGUGGUGGCAUCCCUCUCCCUGGGAGCCCUGCCGGUGGGCCUCUGAUUGGAUCCACCGGAGGCCUCAUGAAGAUGGAUGGUUCGCACUCUGGCUUGCCUGCCACUGUGGCUGAAAUUGAGAAGAACAGCUCAGACAGUGUGCCAAAAUCACAGUUCCCACAUUUCAUGGAGGAGGGUAAAAUUGCAGUUAAUUAGGCUUUUUUAGCCAUCAGUCAGUUUUUUUUUUUUUUUUGAAUGUCUCCUUUUUGAAUGAGGUACAAUCAACAUUCACUGAAAACUUUGUAGGAUUCUGGGUAGGUCGUUUUGAAUUUUUCCAGUAACUUCAUUGCAGCUAUCUUCCCUCCUGAUCUGCAGGAUUCUCAAGUGUUAUUUUUAGUUGAACUUGAUAUAACUACUGUAGUUGUAUUUUAUUUUAUAUAAAUAUAUAUAUGCGGGUAUUUUUUUAUUUUUUCCUUCCUGUGCGUUCUUUUUCGUUUUGCUGUCUAUCCAGAAGUUUGAAUGUAUAACUUACUUGAAACUGCUUUAAUUCAGACCGUCUCUUUGAUACUUACUGAAGGAUUCUUGACUUUAAUAGGAAAAGUUUCAGGGCACGACUUUUUAAGGACACAGUGUCUCAGUGUUCAGAAUUAAUGGUGUAGUUAACUGUACGUAUCUAUAAUGACUACUUUCCUCUCCUAUUGUGUGCCAUAGGUUUUAUGACAUUGUACAUUUUUUGUAGUGGUAAAUGUCAUUAGCGUGUGUCAUUUUUUCGAAGGGGCCUUUGACCAGAUUGACAGGAUAUUCCAGUGUAUUGUCUAUCAAAUCAAGGCGCGACAGUUCAGUCACCAGUUUUGGAUAAUGUUGAUUAUAAAGUAGGCAUUCAUCUUUGCUGCAUAGGUGCUAAGCUACAGUAGUUGAUGACUCCGACCUUUUGCCAAGUGCCUAACCCAGGUUGUACAUGUUGCUGUUGUCUGUCACUGCGCCAUAAGGUUAUGAAGGCUCUGUUAGACUGAUUUAAACUAGUGUUUUGUACUGUGUAGCUUUACAUGCAUUUCAUAUUUUCACUCAGAUUUCAAAAUCCCACUCGUACAUCUGCAGAGUCCAAUUUAGUUGGCUGAGGUCUGAAGGCUUUUAUAUGCUUAAUGUUCUCAUGCCUGCACUUUAUUUCAGGUUGUAGUUACAUUUACAUUUUAUAGAUGCAUUUCACUGCUUUUUUAUUGUGGUGGCUGAACAGGGAAAGGGCAAAACAACAAUUUUGCUAACUUUUCCUUUUAUGUAAUUUUUUGUUUGAAACAACCAUUUAGAUUAAUUGUCAUUCUGUUUGUUUUUUCUUCUAGGAUAUCUUAUCAUCUUGUAGCAUCAUUAAUUUAUUUAUACUUCACAAAGUGCUUGAGUUUAGGGGGUAAGUUCUACCUCGUUUAGAUUUUAGUUGUCCUCCACCCCCCUACUCUCAACGCAAAUGCUCUGUACAUUUUCCGAUACAUUCUCAAGUACGCGCUAUGAUUUUUCAUACUCAACCUGCUGAGUUGAACAGUAAUGAAUGUAUCACUGGACACUUUACACAACUCAGAAUGGUCCGAGUACUUUGUAGGCCCCUGCUGUACAUUCCUUAUCGAUAUGCAUUUGCCAAGUUGUGCCUUUCUUUAGCAAACCAUGUCAAAACUGCUUUCAAGUUGUCUCUACAAUUUCAAGUGAUGUUGGAGCCAAUUUGGCCUGUUUACAAUGUAAAUGUGUUUUUUUUCUUUUGUUUUUCAAAUGUUUCCUUCACCUAAAUGUUUUCUGAUUUUGAAAAAUAAAAUCAGGGUGACUUUUUCAA
This is a messenger RNA of Acanthopagrus latus (yellowfin seabream), 4974 nucleotides long. RefSeq names its product spalt-like transcription factor 4 (gene sall4). NCBI's taxonomy places the organism in Eukaryota, Metazoa, Chordata, Actinopteri, Spariformes, Sparidae. Gene Ontology annotation, molecular function: DNA-binding transcription factor activity, RNA polymerase II-specific; RNA polymerase II cis-regulatory region sequence-specific DNA binding. The transcript has 4 exons. Gene Ontology annotation, cellular component: nucleus. Gene Ontology annotation, biological process: regulation of transcription by RNA polymerase II. The record is from RefSeq and is a predicted model, not a curated record. The coding region runs from base 135 to 3374 and encodes 1079 amino acids.